AGUGCUCAUCUGGCAGUGAUAGAUGCCCUGAUGGCCGUGGGAGCCAUGGAGACGGUGACUGCGGUGAAGACAUGUGGUUCUGCCGAUCUCCUGGGUGGAGCCUCCAGCUGGGAAGAGGCUCUGCUUCAUUGGGUUAAUGGGAUAAAUCAGAAAUUAAGAGAACAAACUGAGGAAACCCAGAGUGACACAUCUCAGGCCGUUAUGGAGCCCCAACCUGUUCAACCCUCUCUGCGCUACAGGAAGGAUAAAAUACAGUCCAAACAAAAGCCAAUCUUCCCGGUGGUGAAUGAAGUCAAAGAUCUGUCCAGUGGUUGUGCUGUUGCUGCAGUCAUACAUUACUACUGCCCUGGCCUGCUAAGACUUGAAGAUGUUUGUAUGAAGGAGUCCAUGCCAUCAGCAGAGAGCCUGUACAACCUGCAGGUCAUCCAUGAAUUCUGUGAAAGCUGCCUGAAGAGCUGCUGUAACUUAACAUUGGAGGACAUGCUGUACACCCCACAAGAGCUUAGGCUCAACUGGCUGAGCUUCCUAGCAGAACUGCUUAGCUGGUUUGAAGUACAAAAGCCAGAAUUUGUUCAGCCAAUAGACCCGUUGGAUGGAUCCACACCUGUAACACCAAAUCGUUCGAGUGGCAACAGUUCCUCCCCUUCUAUCUUCAAGAAGCCUUUCCUUCCCAUAUCUUCUCCUGCAUCAGGAUCUUUGACUCAGUCUACCUCAAUGUCUCAUAUAGAAGGAGUUGGAAAGACAUGGAGUAAGAAACCUCUCAGCCGCCCUCUGUCAGCAGUGUCCUUCAGCAUCCCCUUUGGCCUGGACAGUGAUGUGGACGUUGUGAUGGGCAACCCUGUGAUAACCCGCUCUAUGAGCUCAGACCAACUCAACUCAGCAGGCCAACACAUGACGCGGGUGCCCUACACUCCUCCUGAAGACCUCAGCCAUUUGGUGAGCAAACCUCCUGGUCCACAGAGAGCGUCAUGGUCCACCCAGUCUCCCACUAUCCCAAGGGUGGCAGAGGAGAACGGCAUUCCAGAGAGUGAAACGGGAGAGCUGCCAACAAUUGAAGAGGCUCUCCAAAUUAUCCACAACGACAGCAAGAUGGAGCCCCGUUUACACCCUGAUGGUGCUCCUGAUGGCUUUUAUCUCCACUCUCCUGAUUACCCUGCAAGUUCUAGACAUAACAUCAAAUUAGCACCCAUCAGCUGCUCCGCCCCUACACGCUCAGGAAUGAUGUACCGGCCCACUGGAGAGUCCCGGGAGUCCAAUCGCACCAGAAAUACCUCCGAAUGCUCAAGAGAUGAUGACUCGGUCUUGAGAGACGGCAGUGUGGACUCAGACGCAUCAGAAGACUUUCCCAAGGCCCAGUCCACUCCAUCCACACCAGCUGUUAGCGCACACUCUGCCGGAGGCCAUGGCAAAGAGGGGUCUGAUAGCGGUGUGAAGAUGACCAGCUUUGCAGAACGGAAAAAGAAGCAUGUUAUGGAUUCUCCAAAAGCCAGUGACUCCUCUCCUUCUUCUCAGCAGAUGACCACUUCGGCACAAAAGUCUGAUGAAAGCCCCAGCAAGAGCCCACAACUGAAUAAUGAAAUGUCUGAGCUGGGAACUCGGCUUGAGGAAAAGCGAAAGGCUAUCGAAGCCCAGAAGAAACGCAUUGAGGCUAUUUUUGCAAAGCACCGUCAAAGACUAGGGAAAAGUGCCUUUCUGCAGUUAAAAAAGGAGCAGCAUGAGGACGAAGGUGAAGGUGAGGGAGGGAAUGGACAUAUCAGUACCUCAUCCACAGAAGAAGAGCUCUCUCGCUUGAGACUGGACGAAAAGUUAACUCAACUGGAAGAGGAAGAACAAGAUGAACAGCGCCUCUUAGUGGAAGAUGACGGAAAUGUCAAAGGAGGACUUCAGGCAAAUAAACAGAUCAGUCACUCCAAAGAAAAGGCAGGUACACCAGGAGAGAAGGGCCCUGGGACUCCUGGUGAGAAAACGGUAGCUCCACUAGGGGACUAUAACAAUGCUGUUUCAAAGCUGACUGCAGCUCUUAACUCUCUGCAGAGUGACAUGCAGCGGCUGACCGAUCAGCAGAACCACCUAGUCAAUAAGAAACCUCUAACUUCCAGCAACAAAUCCUGGGUUAUUCCACCAAGCCCUAAAACUUCAACUCCAGCCCCUACUCGUCUGUCGCGGGAAUCAACCCGAGAUUUAAAUUCAGCCUCCUCUUCUCCCUCUCCAUCCCGCAAAAUUACGCACUACACCACUCCUCCUAAGUCCCCGAGAGUCCAACGUAGGGCCCAAUCUGUUCCCCCUAAAAGCCCGAAACACCACCAACAAAGUCGUCCCUCCGAGGUUAAGGUCCCAACCAUCUCAAGGGUGAUCACCGCACCACAAAACGUGGACCGAAUCCCCCACCUUCGUCGUGUAAAUCCCUGGCAAUCCCACGACCAGACUUUGUCCUCAUUCUCCAUUGGUGAUUCUGACGGCCAAGACGAGCUGCGGUCAUCUGGACCAACUCCUGUCCCCACGCCGACACUGACCCCAAUACCACCUCCUACCCCGACUCCCCGUCCAGCCACAGAUGACACACUGUCAGAGGUGGGCUCCAAUGACGAUCAUAGUAUAUUUAGCAUGGACCUGGAGGCCGGGCCCUCGCAUGGUAGGAAGGAGGGGUUUGCACAUGGAGGAUACAGCUCUGGUGCACCAUCAGAGUGCUCCUUCGAGAGUGAUGUCCCUGCAGGGCUGUCGAAUGGCAAACGCAGUAGCCUGAUCGAGAUCUCGCUGUCUGCCCUGCGAGGAGAUGGGGAGGAGGAGGACCAAGUGCCUGAUGCUCUCUCUGACUCCAUAAGUGAGCGGACUGAGAUGGAGGCAAAAGGAGGGCUUGGUUUCUUUUUCAAGGAUGACAAAGAGCGAACAGAUGAGGAGAUGGCCCAGAGACGAGCAGCUCUGCUGGAGAAACAGCAGAAGAGAGCAGAAGAGAUGAAAAGACGCAAACUUGAACAGGAAAAAGAAAAAGAAUUAAACAAACCUCAGUGGAUGACUAUUGAGGGCUGGGGGAAUAAGGAGGACAGGCCCCAGACUCCAGGCACCCCCCCAGCAUCAGGCACCCCACCUGGCGAUGGGACGCCCCACCGCAGAGGGGACUUCACACGGCAGGAGUAUGAGAGGAGACAUCAGCUGAAGAUCAUGGAAGACUUGGACAAGGUGCUGAGGCAGAAACCCACCACGGUUCGCGGGGUCAAGAAGCAGAGGCCCAAGACUAUGUUCAGAGAUGACUCAGUCCUCUCUCAUAGCCCUGCCAAAGGUUUAUUGGGCACCAGGCUGAAUAAAGUGUACUCUCACUCCACCAUGAACCUGUCCUCCAUGGCUAACGACUUGAGUGUCAGGAAGUCUCCCAGCCGUUCUCAUUCUCCUUCUCGGCUAAUGUCACCAAGACGAACAAGUGCUCACAACGGAGAGAAGGACUGGGAGAAUGGCUCCACUAUUUCAUCAGCUGCUUCAAUCCCAGAAUACACAGGACCAAAGCUUUACAAGGAGCCUAGCUUUAAGUCCAAUAAGUUCAUCAUCCAUAACGCUAUCACCCGCUGCUGCAUGGCCGGCAAGGUCAAUGAGUCUCAGAAAAAUAAGAUUGUAGAGGAAAUGGAGACGAGCAUGGCCAACCACUUCCUCAUCCUCUUCAGAGAUGCCAGCUGCCAGUUCCGGGCAGUUUACACCAUGAACCCUGAAACUGAGGAGAUGGUGCGGCUCACUGGCAUCGGACCCCGGUGUAUUGCACCUGAGAUGGUUGAGUCCAUCUACAAGUACAGCUCUGAUCGCAAACAGUUCACUGCCAUCCCGUCCAAAACUAUGUCCAUGAGUGUUGACGCCUUCACCAUCCCUGGUCACUUUUGGCAAAAGCGCCCUGGAACUCCCAAGAAGCUUGGAACCCCAAAAUAAUGUCGGUAGAUGAGUAAAGAUGUGCAGAGGUGUUACUAUUCAGGGAACCAACUCCCAACUUGAUUUGGCCAGCAAGGCACUUGCGAUUGUGCAGUUAAACAAUGACAGAAUGACUGAUCAACAUGGACGCUGAGUAUAAUCCAGUCAACUCUACACGCCAAGAGAAAGGGCCAGUUACUCACCCAUUCAGCCAAUGUAUUUACAAUAGUUUUCUCUUGAGGGCUUCUGAUUGGCUCUGCCUCGUCUACUAAGAUUGUAAAAUGUAAUGCGAAUAAUCCUGUUGGGACGAAAAAUCCUCUUUCCUUUGCACCCUGUCUCCUCAUGCCUUGCCUUACCCUGGUCGUUUUUUGCAACUCUUUGUAAGAAGUAAGAAAUAGAGAGGUCGACCUCACUGCCUUUGCACCGAAACACUGAUGUGUGCAACAGUGUUUCGGGCCAGAGUAGUCCCCGCCCCUUUUCAUUCUGCUCGCUUUUUCCUUUUGCUGCCUUUUGUUAAUUUUCCAGUGCUCACCCUCUCUCCAGUCUACACAGACGAGUGGAGCAACUCACCGUUCAGACUGGAGAUCUAAGAUGAAAAUGAAUAAGGGGUAAUGCAGCUCUCAUAUGAAUGUAGGGCAAACACUUACCACUCACUCCAUUCAAGGGUGUUCUCACUGGUUGGUCAGGACUAAAAAAUUAGGUUGUGGGUGGUUCCUCUUUGGGCUGCACUGGUGGUGGAUACUGUUGUUGUCAAUGGUUUUGCACACCUAGAGACUGCCUGUGGUCCCAUAGUCCGCACAUCCCACUCCAUUCCAACUCCUCAGCUGUAGACAUCUGGAUGUUUUUUUUAUACUAUUUUGACAUGUUUUUGCUGGACAAAUCGCUUCAGCCUUUGGGAGCUGAAGGAAGAAUGACAUUAUUGAGACUUUUUUUCCUCUUAUCAUGCUUUCUAAUUUUCAACAUGUGAUGAAUUGAAAUGAUAUCUGAGCUGAUCUUGAAAAACUAAACUGGAAACAUGAAGGAGGGCUUUACCAUGUUUAUAAUUACAUGGAUACAGCUCUGUGUGAAAAUGAUAAUCAAUGCUGAUUUAAUAUAUACUGAAUGCUGAUUACUCUGAUUUUUUUUUUUGGACAAUGAUAUGUAAAAAGUUAGUUGACCUUUGUAAGCUACCAAUAAGCUAGCCUGCUGCUUAAGCAUUAGUGAGAAGUAUGUUUGAGAUGUGAAUGAGUGUAUGAGAAUUGUCAAACAACUGAAAAUUGAAACCUUUUGUCUUGGGAUUAAUAAAUCCUUUAGGUCACUAGGAGUCUGUUUCCUAUUAAAUGAUUCCCUGUUUGUGGUUUUCUUGAUGAAGGAUCAUUCCAGACUGUCACAGCCCUCACCUUCUCAACACAGACUCCUUUAUGUAUAACGGGGGGGAAUGUAAGGCGCCAAUGUAAAACACUUUUUUUGCCAGUGAGUCCAAGCGGUUUGGAAAAACACUUGACCCUGCAGUUGUUUGUAAUCAGGUCAAUAUUGCUACAUAACCUGUGGUAAUUUGGUCUUGUUCCCUUCAUUUGCAGUCUUUAGCACUACAGCAGCUGCCGUGGUGCAGCUGUCUUCUUCACUGACUGCCUCCACCAAAUGUUAUUGUUUGAAUGAGAUUCCAAUACAGAUGUGGGAAAAAAAUGAGAGCCACAUUUAGGGAAAAAAAGAUGAUUGAGUGUGGAGGAGUGCACAUGGACUUAGUGGAUGUUUGUAUUUAUGAGUUUGUAAAGAGUAGUAUGUGGUAGGUAAACACUAUAAUUUGAUUCUGUGCAAUUAUCCCUUAAGAAAUCCCCACGUCCCCCAGAGGUGUAUUUAUUUGGUUUGCAUUAGAUGAUGCGUUAGAUGUUUAGCUUCAGGUUCCACUUAUGUCUUUUUUGGUUAAGGUGGUAAGUCUCUCAUUCAUUUCAUUUCAUAGAAAUUGUCAUAACAUUUAUGUUGUUUUCUUUCUCUUCUGUUUCCAAAAUCUGUGCCAGCACAUUAUGUAUGAUCAUUUCAUAAAUUGACUAUCCUUGUCAACUGGACCAGACCAAUAAAAACCCUUUUAAAAUCA
Molecule: messenger RNA, 5962 nt
Organism: Trematomus bernacchii (emerald rockcod)
Lineage: Eukaryota; Metazoa; Chordata; Actinopteri; Perciformes; Nototheniidae
Gene: camsap3
Product: calmodulin regulated spectrin-associated protein family, member 3
Biological process (GO): negative regulation of microtubule depolymerization; neuron projection development; cytoplasmic microtubule organization
Cellular component (GO): microtubule minus-end
Molecular function (GO): spectrin binding; microtubule minus-end binding; calmodulin binding
Source: RefSeq, a predicted model, not a curated record